Lactuca saligna is the source of this 636-nucleotide messenger RNA. Lineage: Eukaryota; Viridiplantae; Streptophyta; Magnoliopsida; Asterales; Asteraceae. The record is from the annotation of a GenBank genome assembly.
GAAUUAUUGAACAAAUCCAGGAAUAUCGAUCGAUACAAUUUACAAGAAUACAACAAUUCAUGGCCUCGUUUCGGUUUCUGCAUUGCCUUGUCUUCUUCCUCUUGUCUCCUGCUUUCUUGAUCGCUUCUUCCCCAUUUUCAUAUAAUACGCAUCAAUAUUAUAAGGUGACUGGGCGUAAUCUUCUUCAACAGAAACAAUCGUGUCCUGUGAACUUUGAGAAUGAAAACUACACGAUCAUCACAAGCCAAUGCAAAGGACCAGUAUACCAACGUGAGCCAUGUUGUAACUCCUUUUUGCAAAUCGCAUGCCCUCAUUGGGAACAAAUUAACGAUGAAAAGACAAAUUGUGCAUCAACUUUGUUUAGUUACAUAAAUGUAUACGGGAAAUACCCCCCUGGGCUUUUUGCUAGCAUGUGUAAAGGAGACAAGAAAGGUCUUAGUUGUGAGGAAAUCGAUACAUCUACUUCAAAGAAGGGAGACAAGAGUCAGGCUGCUACCAUGUGUAUUCAGUCACCAUGGGUGAUGAUCAUGGGUGGAGUCAUGGUGUUUGUGCUAGAAUUUUUUGGAUAAUAAUAUAAUGUUGUUUAGAAGAUUUUUUUUGUCUAAAUUUAAUGGUGAGAACAUGACUAAAUUCGGC